UGCGUGAGAAAAACUUCCUCCUCUCACGCAUGUAAGCGUGACACUGCCUGCCCACUGUUGACCGGAGCGAACAAACUGAGCCGCGUUUUCGUGUCAAAAUGUUAAUUUUAUCAAACAGGAUAAAGUUAUGUUCUCUCGCGUUCACCGCCGCACGCAUGUACAGCAGCGGCCCCGUGACCGCCAACAAAAACCCCACAGUUUACUUUGACAUUGCUGCAGACAACGAGCCGCUCGGCAGGGUAACCUUUGAGCUCAACGCCGACGUGGUGCCAAAGACAGCAGAGAACUUCAGAGCGCUGUGCACGGGCGAACAAGGCUUUGGUUACAAAGGAUCAAUUUUCCACAGGGUGAUCCCUCAGUUCAUGUGCCAGGGUGGAGAUUUCACUAACCACAAUGGAACUGGAGGAAAAUCUAUCUAUGGGUGGAAAUUCCCUGAUGAGAACUUCAGGCUGAAGCACACUGGACCUGGCAUCUUGUCUAUGGCUAACGCAGGACCAAACACCAACGGAUCCCAGUUCUUCAUCUGCACUGCUAAAACAGAAUGGCUGGAUGGCAGGCAUGUUGUCUUUGGCAGCGUGAAGGAGGGACUGGACGUGGUCAAGAAAGUGGAGUCUUUCGGUUCACGGUCUGGGCGAACCUCCAAGAAGAUCACUAUCAUGGACUGUGGAGAGCUGGUGUAGACUCUGAGCGGUGGACACGGUCGUAGUCUCAUCUCCUGCUGUUAUUUCUAUGUGAGGGUCCAGAGUGAAAGAGGCUCUUUCUUCAGUCAUGGCACAGAGGGCUACCUCGCUCUUGCUGGCAAUAGAUGAUCUCAGAGUCACUGGUUUUCUGUUGGUACUUCAAUCUUGUGUUAGUCUUUCUUCAGGUAGCAACUAACACACUUAACUGUCAGGGCAUAAAAUGUGAACUUGUAUUAUAGAAUACAGAAUAACGGGUUCUAAUGUAUUGUAAGAGAUAUUAAUACAACUGGAUGGAAAAGAGGCAUUGAUUUUCACAAAAAUAAAGCCAUUUUUUCUAAA
Messenger RNA from Centropristis striata (black sea bass), 1019 nucleotides. RefSeq names its product peptidyl-prolyl cis-trans isomerase A-like. Gene Ontology annotation, biological process: protein peptidyl-prolyl isomerization; regulation of mitochondrial membrane permeability involved in programmed necrotic cell death; cellular response to hydrogen peroxide. The record is from RefSeq and is a predicted model, not a curated record. Lineage: Eukaryota; Metazoa; Chordata; Actinopteri; Perciformes; Serranidae. The transcript has 6 exons. Gene Ontology annotation, cellular component: mitochondrion. Gene Ontology annotation, molecular function: peptidyl-prolyl cis-trans isomerase activity. The coding region runs from base 99 to 680 and encodes 193 amino acids.